This is a messenger RNA of Ananas comosus (pineapple), 432 nucleotides long. RefSeq names its product ricin B-like lectin R40C1. The transcript has 4 exons. The record is from RefSeq and is a predicted model, not a curated record. NCBI's taxonomy places the organism in Eukaryota, Viridiplantae, Streptophyta, Magnoliopsida, Poales, Bromeliaceae. Bases 1 to 432 code for a protein of 143 amino acids.
AUGAGGUACAGCGCAAAGGUGAAGGAUGAAGACGGCAAACCAGCGUUUGCUCUCGUCAAUAAAGCGACCGGAGAAGCUCUCAAGCAUUCUUUCGGCUUCGGCCAUUAUGUUCGGCUUAUUCCCUAUAACCCGGGUUAUUUGGACGAGUCAGUGCUGUGGACGGAGAGCGAUGACCUCGGAGGCGGAUUCCACACCAUCAGGAUGGUGAACAACACCGGACUGCUGUUCGAUUCGCUUAAUUCCUCAGGUGGCGUGAGCGAAGGAAACCCUCUCGGCCUUUGGAAGUGGAACGAAGGGGACAACCAGCGCUGGAAGAUCGUCCCGUACUUUCUUUGUCCUCUUACUCUUCUACUUCUUAUUAUAGGAGAUUGUGUUGGAGAUGUUGUAGCUGCUUUUCCUUACCUGUGGGAGAUUGUGUUGGAGAUGUUGUAG